Messenger RNA from Fonsecaea nubica, 2025 nucleotides. RefSeq lists its product as hypothetical. Bases 1 to 2025 code for a protein of 674 amino acids. The record is from RefSeq and is a predicted model, not a curated record. NCBI's taxonomy places the organism in Eukaryota, Fungi, Ascomycota, Eurotiomycetes, Chaetothyriales, Herpotrichiellaceae. Gene Ontology annotation, molecular function: oxidoreductase activity, acting on the CH-CH group of donors. The transcript has a single exon.
AUGGGGUCGAGAAAGCCCUCAUCGUCAACCUCUGGAUUUUUCCAAGCUCUUCCCGUUGUACCACAGCAAUAUACGGCCUCCUCGCCGCACGAAUCGUCAGAUGAUCCAGUUUUCUCACGCGCUUUGUCCCUCUACCUUCCCAGCCCGCUGCCAACCCCUCUCGAGAACCAUUUCCAUGACUUUGCACGACUUGUCCUAGAGCCGUCAACCCUACAACACACGGUCGACUGUGAUACUGAUCUGCCAACACUCCACCCAUUGACCACCUUUGGCGAAGAGAACAAAGUAGCUCCUCUCCGUACAAGUGAAGGAUGGCGAGCUCUCAAGCAGAUUCAAACUCGCGCCGGCGUGGUGGGAAAUGGAUAUCCUCAGCCCACCUUGAAGCAAGACUUCAAUCGACGAGUUCAUCAAUUCGGCACCCUACACCUUUGGCACGGUUCGUGCGCGGUGACCACCUGCCCUAUGGCCAUGACUGACGGGGCGGCUGUGCUUUUACGCCGACAUUUCGAUGAUCCGGAUGGAGAUCAACCCGGUCGCGGUGCUGUACUCCGUGAAAGCUAUCGUCGUCUCGUCUCUUUGGAUCCUUCGACCGCCUGGACCAGUGGCCAAUGGAUGACCGAACGCAGCGGUGGAAGUGACGUACGGGGCACCGAGACUGUCGCCCGCCGGAUAACUGCUCAAGAAAUUCAAAAUGAUGUCAACCUCAACCGGGACAAAGACGCACACGGUCUCCCUCUCGGCCCUUGGAUCGUGGACGGGUUCAAAUGGUUCUCCUCUGCAACUGACGCCGACAUGGCCGUUCUUCUGGCACAGACAAGCAAAGGGCUUAGUGCAUUUUAUGCUCCUCUCCGCCGAAGUACAGGUCGGCCGUCAUCUUCCCCAUCGGAAACAAACGGUGUCCGGAUUCAACGCCUCAAAAGUAAACUUGGCACAAAGGGUGUGCCAACCGCCGAGCUCGAGCUCAAGGGAAUGCGCGCCUACCUCGUCGGCCAGGAAGGCCAAGGUAUCAAGGAAAUCAGCUCUAUCUUGAAUAUCACACGACUACACACCGCAAGUGGAAGUGCAGGUGGCUUGGCAAGGGGAUUGGCAGUGAGUCGUGCAUACACGCUCGUCCGAAAAGUAAGAGGCGGCCAACUUUUGCGGGACAACGCGCAGCAUUUGGCCUGGAUGGCCCACGAAAGCGUCAAAUAUCGCGCCAGCGCACACUUUGUCUUCCUUGGUAUUGCACUUUUGGGCGCUACUGAACAGGGCUAUGAGGUUGUGACACAACACACCCGCGGCGCAGCGGUCCUCAUCCCCCACUCGAAGGAGAAACAAGAGAUGCUUCUCCGUCUACUCACUCCCGUGAUGAAAGCGCAGGUCAGCUUGAAUGGUGUCUUGGGCUUGAGAGCCUGUAUGGAGUCGCUCGGUGGGGUGGGUUACUGCGAGAACAACGAAGACGGCGGUGUCAUGAACAUCGCCCGUCUAUUCCGCGACUGUUCGGUGAACACCAUCUGGGAGGGCACGACGAGCGUCAUGGCCGAGGACGUGUUGCGGGUAGUAAAGAACCCAAAGACGCAGACUAGGGACAUCCUCGACGACGUCUUUGGGGACUGGGUGCGGAAUGUGCUGAAUGCGGUUCAAAGCGCCACCCACGAUGGCCGCCAGCAACGAACAGCAGGCGUCUUCGCCCCGGAAUGCGAGAUGACCACGAACCGCUACAACAUACUCCGCGAUCUGGUCCGCUCAAGCGACGCGCUGUCUCUCCAGCGAUGCGGCCGGGACAUUCUGGAUCACAUUGAGGCCGUGGCGUGCGCUUGCCUGCUCAUGUUCGACGCCACCGUCGACGGAGAUGAGAUCGCGACCGAAAUCGCAAAGCGCUGGGUCAGGACGCACGCCUUGCCCGCCGACAAGGUCAAGAUACUACAGAGCGAGAGCAAUAUUACCUCGAGUGACAGGUCCAAGGAGAUCGAGAUGGACAGGAGGAUUUUCCUCGGUUCGGCGGCGGCGACAUCGCCUGAAGCAGCGAUACAAGCCAGACUUUGA